Molecule: messenger RNA, 2940 nt
Organism: Tetrahymena thermophila SB210
Lineage: Eukaryota; Ciliophora; Oligohymenophorea; Hymenostomatida; Tetrahymenidae
Product: transmembrane protein, putative
Exons: 4
Source: RefSeq, a predicted model, not a curated record
AUGCCUUCUAAUAAAAUGUAAUCAAAAGAUAUAAAAGUAAAAAGCAUAUAAGAAUUAUUAAGAAAUUGCAUUGAUAUGAAAUAUUACAAAAAAAAUUAGCUUUCGAGGUACUUUUUAACUUAUUAGAAUGAGGAACUGGAAGAGAGAUUUCUUUAUAAUAGUUAAAAUUUUCACCUUGCUAAAGUACUCAUUAUUCAAUCAUUUGUUUGGAAUAUUUUACUAAUAAUUACAGGCUCUAUUGACUUUUGGAGAAUAUUUCAAGCAGCUUUUGAUGUGAUAGUUAUAUUAGGAUACAAUUUAGUGUCUCGCAGAUAUAAAAAAUACUUUAUUUUAUCAAAGCAGCUGUUAGUAACAUAUUUAAUUUGUCUGCAGCUCACUGUUUCAGUGCCUGGAUGGAGAAGUCUAAUGAAUGGAGCAGCUUUUAUAAUUUGGAUUCUUGUUGAUUAUCAAAAUAUUGUAAUUGAAUCUAUUGGAAUUAUGACUUCAAUUAUCUUUGCGAUUGUAGUUUUACGAAUGGACUGGUACAUAAUGGGCUUCUUCCUGUUUGCUGGUUUUAUCUUAAUUGGAUACAGAUAUUCAUAUGAUAAGCAAGAAAGGUUGCUAUUUUUAGCACUUUAAAACUUUUAGGAGUGGUAAAAAGUUGUUGAAAAAACAAUGCCAGCAUACUUUUUUGUUUAGUCGAUGUGCUACAGAAAUUUUAGCAUGGAAUUGUAUGAUUAAAAUAAGAAAUUCUUUAAUGAUUUCAUUAAAGAAAAUUAGAGUAAUACAGGAAAAGCAAUCAAGCAAGAAUUAAGAAAUGAUAUUUAUUUGUAGUUUCUUAAAGACGUUAAGAUAAUUGGUAACUAUUCGAGAGUGAAAAGGUUUUCUACAGCUGAUACUAUUAAUUAAAUAAGCAGUAAUAGCAAAUCAGAAGAUUUUUAGAAUCUGUUCAGCUAUUUGCUUUAAAAACACGUAGAAGUGUAUAAUUGGUGGCUUGAAAAUGUCAAAAAUAACAAAUAAAUUAGAAAAAUAGAAAAACCAAAUUGCACUUUUGCUAAUUUAUUUAAAAGAUUAUUUUUUUGUAAUUACAGAUAAAAAAAGAUAAAAUAUGAUGAAGAAUAAUACCCCAUUGGAGUUAUAAAUAGUCCUAGAAAUUCAUAAAUGCCACAAUCAUAGCAGGGAAUUGCCUCUAAAUGUGAUAUUUCCAUAAAUUCAACUGCUGGUGGAAGAAAUAGCAAUUAAAAACAAUAAAAUUUGACAAAUGAAUCAAUUAAUGUAGUUUUCUUCAAUAAAAAGCUUGAUAAAAAUUAAUAUUUUAAGGUGAAUAUUGUUCCCCUUUUCUUACAUGAACCUUUUCUUUCAAUUUCCUUUUAAGAUGUAAGUGAAUUUCAUUUAAUCAAAGAAAAAUAAAUCAAGGAAAAAGGGCUUGGGGUGAUUAAUUAAUAAUCACAAAUAUUUGUUUCUCACUAGCUAGAAUCUUUGGAAAAAAUUUUAAAUGGCUAAACAAACAAAUUAUUGAAGCAAAUCAAUAAAAAGCUAGUAUUUUUAAAAGAGAUUUUAAAUUUACAACAAAGGAAUGAUAAAAAUAAAUUAGAACUGGGUUCAUUUUAACUCAAUGAAAUAUUAGAAUCCCUUGUUAACACUUUCUCUAACAUUAAAUAGCUUAAUGUUGAUAAAAAGCUACUCACUUAAUAAAAUCAAUAACUUGAAGCUUAUCCAUAAAAUUUGAAUAUUUCCAAAUAGAAUUCAAAAAGAAUUUAAUCAAGUGAAAAUUAAUAAUUUUUGAAGCUUAAGGGCUUAGUUACCUCGCUUUCAUGCUCAGACCUUUAAAAUUAUGAUGAAAAUAUAGAAGUUUUUAGUAUUAAAAAUAGCGAUAGAUUAUAAUUCAAAAUUGAUAACGAAUCAAUAGCUCUGCCUGAAUUCGGUAAAGAUGGUUUUAUAAAUUAUGAAAGAAAAAAAAUUUCAAAUAGAAUAAUUCCUAAUAUAAAUAAUGUUAAAACUAUAUGUGAGCUGCAACAUUCCCAAAAUCAAUUGAUACAAACUUCUUAAACUAACCAAUCUAAAAUUAAUGAAAAUAAAAAAAUGUUUAAAAACAGUGAAACUGAGCAUGAAUAAAAUUUAAUCACAUCAAAUAAUAAAAUUUAGCAAAACAGACACGAAAACCAUAACGAAGAUACACAAAACUGUUCCUAGACUGAAUACUCAAUUUAUUAAAAUAAUUAAUAUGCUUCUCUGGGAGUUAAUAAGAAAGAUGAUACCUUGAACUAAACUUAAGGGUAAAACAUUUCUAAUAUAAACUUUUCAUUUGAAAACUUGAACAAUAACAACCCACAUGGAGCUAUUCACAACUAAACAACUUAGUUAGCUGAUUAUAGCUUUAGAGGAGAAAGUCCGACUUAUUUGUUUCCUAAAAAGCUGAUGGCCUAAAAGUUUUUGAAAUAGCUUGGAGAUAAUUAGAUUAACGAGAAAAGCGAUAAAAUUAAAGGAAUGAGUAAUUCAAUAAUUAUUUCAGAACAAACUUCUUUUAUAAACUCUCCAAUUACUAUCUAUGAUAGACUGUGCUAAAAAUCUAAUAAAUUCUAUGCAUAGCUAAACCUCACAAAAUCUUUCACAAUAUAUAAUGAUAUAAGCUUGAUGAAAUAAGUUCUAGUUUCUCUUGCAAGUUCUUAUGGACAUAAUGAAAUUUGUCUGACUGUGAGUUAAGUAUAAACUCAAUUUUAUAAAUCAAUAAAAUUUUAAUUUGAACAUGAUAAAUGCAUGAUGAACUUAAUUGAAAACCCAUCUAACACGGUCUAAUUAGGUUAAAUCUUAGGAGUAAAAGGAAGCAAAUAUGACUAACUUAAAAAUAAGUUGAUAGAAAAUGUUAACUUAAUUAUUUCUUAAAUAUCUCCAAAUAAAUUUAAAUUCAAUGGAAAUAAAUUAGAAGUUGAAUUUUUUUAUUUGGAAGAAAAUUAUAAAUGA